AUGACAUUAUCAAUGAGUUAUUUGCUCGGUAUGAUUUCAACAUAUGAUAAAAUUGAAUCAGUCUUAAGUGCUGUUGGUAUAACAACAUUUGUUUAUUUGGAAGUUACAUUAUUUUCAUUUCAAACAAAAUAUGAUUUUACAUCAUGUUUUGGAGUUUUAUUUGUUAUUAUAUUGGUAGUUUUAGCUUUCACAUUUAUUUGUAUUUUUACUUUUUCAAAAAUAAUGUUUACAAUUUAUGCUGAAUUAGGAGCUAUGGCUUUUUCUAUUUUCUUGGCUGUUGAUACACAAUUAAUUAUGGGUGGAAAGCAAGAUGAACUAAGUGCUGAAGAUUAUAUUUUUGCGUCACUUAUGCUUUAUCUCGAUAUUGCUCAAAUAUUUAUGUUGAUUCUUUCAUUUGAUUGUUGUUGUGGUGGUGGUGGUGGUAGUGAUGGUUGGCAUCAAAAUUCCCCUGGCCGCCAACAAAAGUCGCACUUCGAUGGCCGUGAUCACGUUGUUACACAUGGGCAUGUUGCAUGUGUAUGUUAA
Rotaria sp. Silwood1 is the source of this 525-nucleotide messenger RNA. Lineage: Eukaryota; Metazoa; Rotifera; Eurotatoria; Philodinida; Philodinidae. The record is from the annotation of a GenBank genome assembly.